CGAGGUGAUGAGGUUGUGUUCAGGGCAGGAGUAAACACUUACGGUCGUAUUACUGACUCGCCUAACAUCAUUAGCUCGCCUCUAGAGCGAGAAUUCUACUUUUCUUUGCUUAGGCUCACGGUAACUGCAUAUUGAGAUCACUAACUAACUUCGUUCAAGCUUGUGACGUGGGGGCUGGUGAGUGGGUAGAUGACGAGGUUUUUGACCCCAGUUCAAUGUUAUUUUCGGGGAGGAAGCGUCCGAGAACUGUGAAUAUCGACUUAUUGCGCCAUUGGUUACGUCUCUGUCACUCUGGACACGAGAAUUUGUGUGCCCAGCUAGAACACGAUAACCCCCAAGCCAGGCGGAUUCGUCGAAUUCGUUUUAUAGACCUCAAAGAUCUCUGUGUGCGCACGUUGGAAGACUUUGACCAUACUCAGCGAGGGCAUGAGUAUGUAGCUUUGAGUUAUGUCUGGGGCUCACCCAAACAGGCAACCUUGACCUCAGAGAAUAUAUACAUAUUGGGUCAGACAGGCGAGCUCACGAAGCAAUGUCUUCCGCAAACCAUCUCCGAUGCUAUUCAGUUGGUACAAUUAUUAGGAUUUAGAUUCCUUUGGGUGGACGCUCUAUGUAUAAUCCAAAAUGACGACGGGGAUAAAAGCGAGCAGAUAGGAAACAUGUCCCAGGUCUAUGGUCUUGCUUUCCUCACAAUUAUAGCUGCUUGCGGCACUAACUCCAUGUCUGGCUUGGCUGGACUUCGCCCAGGCACCCGCAGUUUUGAACAGAGGGAGGUGGUAGUAAUUCCCCCCGGUACUGGUAGCGCUGGUCUUUCCUUGUUGACCACAUGCGAGUCCCACCAAACCGGAUUUUGGAGUCCAUCUGGUAGCGAUUUCGAACUCAGUGCAUGGAACAGUCGCGGAUGGACUCUGCAAGAGCUUGCCAUGUCUCGACGCUGCUUGAUUUUUACUCGACACCAAGCCCUGUGGUCAUGCGGCGGAGGGUUCUUCUGUGAGGAGUCCCGCUUUGAACACCCACUUCUGGACCCGGAUGUUAAGAACACUGCCCCAUUUUCCAUGCCUAUUCGCUUUGCUUUGUAUUCGGUUGGAAAUGUGCUAACAACGCAACGCAUCAACGGUACCAUGUCACGUUUCAUAACGUCAUCGGAGCAAUUCUGGGACAAAUAUAACCGACUGGUCCAGAAUUUCACAUUCCGGCAAUUUUCUUUCAACGGGGACAGAUACGAUGGAUUCAGAGGCAUUGAGGAUGCACUACAUCAAAUUUCUGGCGAAGAAUUCUAUUGGGGACACCCACGGUCCCGCUUUGAGUUUUCGCUUUCUUGGGUGCCUGAAUAUGGAUUACAUCGCAACGACGACAAGACCACGCUGCCCAUAACCUCGCUCAACCAAAGAGUUUCUUUUCCCAGCUGGUCGUGGAUGGGUUGGAUUGGACGCGUUAGCUGUAGUGUCAGGAGUGUCAGGAGUGUCAGAUUAGCUAGGUAAGAUCUCGCUUGUAACUUUGAAUGGCGGUCAUACUGAUAGACUAUUAAAAUUUCGAACUGAAAGUGAAAAUCCGGAGAUUGUAUGCUUUGCUCAUACAAUCAAUCCAUUAGGUGUACAUGCAGUCCUCAAGCACGGGAUCAAUCGCUUCGAUGAUUUUUAAAAACGGUCUAUUCGGAACACUGCACCGUGGAAAGGGGGCAACACAGAGACG
Messenger RNA from Xylaria bambusicola, 1689 nucleotides. Its product is annotated as heterokaryon incompatibility protein-domain-containing protein. NCBI's taxonomy places the organism in Eukaryota, Fungi, Ascomycota, Sordariomycetes, Xylariales, Xylariaceae. The record is from RefSeq and is a predicted model, not a curated record. The coding region runs from base 216 to 1478 and encodes 420 amino acids. The transcript has 2 exons.